AAUGGUAUGAUGAAACAGGUGCAAUAGAGAAAGGAAGAAAUUCCAAUUUAAACCUAGAAAUAGUAUUGAAAAAUUAUUUUCACAAGGCAGAUGUCAAAAAAAUUGUACAGAAUGUUAACUGGUUAAGAGAGGAAAUUGCAGCAGCAGAUAAAAAAAAAUAUCAUCUAAAGACUUUUCCUUGUUUUCACAAGUCCAAUUUUCCACUACUAUACAGGAAUGUAUUUCAUGCAUUUAUUCAAGCUGUUCGUGAUCGAAUAUUAAAACCAUUAUCGAGUACUCAGCACUUAAGAUUUUGGGAAGCUAUAAUGAACACAUUAGGAAAACUAAUGUUAUUGGCCAAAGAACAAGAUUCAAAAAUAAUCAUUAACAUUUUUAUAAAACAAUCUCCUAUGAUACUUAAGAUUUUUUUAAAACAAGGUUUGUCCGGGCUAGAAGUUUUGCUAAGAAAUAAUACAGAGGAUGUAACUAAUAUAUUAAAAACAAUGCAGCAGAGUACUAGAUUUAUAAAUUCUAUUUGUGUUCAGGCUAAAACAACAAAAGAUGUAGCAUUGAUGUCGUGCGUUCCCACAGUUCUUAGAAUUUUAGAGACAAUUGUUUAUAAAGUAAAAGCUGUUCUUGUAGCAAAUAAAUGUCCUACUGCUUUCAUUAUGGGAAAUCUAAUUAACAGAAAUGUUAAAGGUGAAAUUAUUGCAACACAGAGUACUAGUGUAACAGAAAGUAAUAAUGAUUCCGAAGAUGAAUUUCCACCCAGUAAUUCUGAAUCAGAAUUAGAAUCGGAUUCAGAGCCUGAGGAAUGUGAAAAACAUGGGAAAACAGAGAAUCAAGAAGUAUCUUUACUAGAAAAUAAUUUAAUUAGCUAA
Ctenocephalides felis (cat flea) is the source of this 860-nucleotide messenger RNA. RefSeq lists its product as uncharacterized. Gene Ontology annotation, cellular component: nucleus; condensed chromosome. Gene Ontology annotation, molecular function: DNA polymerase binding. The coding region runs from base 306 to 860 and encodes 184 amino acids. The transcript has 6 exons. Gene Ontology annotation, biological process: homologous chromosome pairing at meiosis; interstrand cross-link repair; double-strand break repair involved in meiotic recombination. The record is from RefSeq and is a predicted model, not a curated record. NCBI's taxonomy places the organism in Eukaryota, Metazoa, Arthropoda, Insecta, Siphonaptera, Pulicidae.